GGUGGGGUGGGGAUGGGAGCAGAGUGAGCUGGGAUGAAGGUCUGGGAAUAGCAGUCCUCCAGGGCCGGCCGACCAUCUGCCCUGACGGAGCUGGGAGCUGCCACUGCCCACUCCAGCUCUGUCACCACUGGCUUUAACUCCCGGGCUGAUCCUUGGGUCACAUGCUGGGGAGGGCUCUGUCACUCUCUCAGGCUUGAUCCCUCUCAGGCUUCAGUCCGAACAGCUCAGCCAUGGCCAAGACAGCUCCGCGCACUGUGCUUAUCACGGGCUGCUCCUCUGGCAUCGGGCUGCGCAUGGCCGUGCAGCUGGCACAGGACCCAAGCAAGCGGUUUCACGUCAUUGCCACCAUGCGUGACUUGCGCAAGAAAGACAAGCUGGAAGCCGCUGCAGGGGACACACUCAACAAGACGCUCACCAUCCAGCGCCUUGAUGUCUGCAGCGAUGAGUCUGUGACGGAGUGCAUGAACAACCUUCCUGGGAAACAGCUGGAUGUACUAGUGAACAACGCUGGGGUGGGGCUUGUUGGCCCCAUCGAGUCCAUAUCCAUUGAUGACAUGAAGCGUGUUUUUGAGACCAACUUCUUUGGUGCCAUCCGCAUGAUCAAAGCUGUCCUUCCUGGGAUGAAGCAGAAUCAAAAGGGCCACAUUGUUGUCAUCAGCAGUGUCAUGGGGUUACAAGGUGUCCCUUUCAAUGAUGUCUAUGCUGCCUCCAAGUUUGCCAUGGAAGGUUUCUGUGAAAGCCUUGCUGUGCAACUCCUCAAAUUCAAUAUCUUUGUCUCUCUGGUGGAGCCGGGCCCAGUGAACACGGAGUUUGAGAUGAAGCUGAUGGAGGAGGUGGCACGCUCAGAGUUCCCUGGAGCAGACCCUACCACCGUGCACUACUUCAAGGAGAUCUACCUACCAGCUUCCCAUGAAAUAUUCACUACCAUGGGCCAGACUCCUGAAUCUGUGGCUAAGGCUGUCGUGAAUGUCAUCGCUAAGGAACGCCCACCCUUCCGGACGCAGACAAACACCCUGUACACCCCACUGGUGGCCCUGAAGUAUGCUGACACCUCGGGGAACCUGUCUGUAGGCACCUACUACAACCUGCUUUUCCGCUUCACGGGCCUUUUCCACCUCAGCAUGAGCUUCCUCAAAUGCAUCACCUGCAGCUGUUUCCGGCGCCGGGUCACCCCUGCCUGAGGAGAUGGGGGGGCGAGAGGUCUUGGAAGAUGGUUGCAGCGUUGCCCUUCACAGCUGUCCUGCUCUAGACAGCCGGUUUGAGUUAGAACGCAUGGGAAGUCUUUAUACAGGACAACUCCCCACCCCUGUUAUAAAGCUGCUGGGUUCUGGUGACUUUGCUGGUGAAGGGGGUUGAAGGCAAUGGGUCCUACAAGACGCAAAUGUCAGGUCUAGCAGGCAUGGUUCUUAAGCAAUAGGGCCAAGCCCAAGUCCAGUGCAAAACCAUGGCCUUACAUUUCAUGGUAAAACCAGUUUAAAAUGUGUGUGUGUGUUGGGACAAGGUUGUAGUAUAAGCUAGAGAAGGCAAUGGGAAGUUACAUGCUGGUGUUUGGUUGUUGCUUGUUCCGUGUCUUUAUUGAUACAGAAUAGUAAGAGGUGAGAUUGAGCUUUGACAGAUUGCAACACCUUCAUCGUAUAUGACUGAGAGCAAAUGAUUUUGGCUAACAUGUAAAGCUGAUUUUCUGACUGCCCAGUCACAGGAGACCUAUACACACAAGGCAAUGCUUGGGGAUUGGUAGAUCUCUCAACAGAUUAGAAGUACUAUGAAUCCUACUUUGCACAUUAUAAUCAUUUCCCUCAUUUCUCUAUAGAAUCUCAACAGAUUACUAGGGUAAUCUGCCAAGAGAAAUCUGGCGAAAGAUGAAGGGCAGAAGGAUAUCCAACCCUUCACUCUGCAGGUUGGCCCCUAGCAAAGUGUCCCUCAACUGUGGACAAGUUGUGGUACCAUGAUAAAUAAUUUGUAUAAAAUUGACUAAACAUUGCCUGAAUUGCAAACUAAUCACAGCUGUUUCCACUUUUGAUGAUGUUCAUGAAUGUUUGAGGGGGAAAGAUUAAAUGAUUAGCAAGAGUUGCCCCUAAAUUCUGCAUCUGGUCAAGUCAAAGAUAAAAGGCCUCUUUCUUCUAAUACUUCUACAGCAGUGGUUCUCAACCUUGGGACACCCCCCCAGAUGUUCGUGGACUACAACUCUCAGAAAUCCUAGCUGGCAUAACUAGUGGUGAAGGCUUCUUGGAGUUUUAGUCCAAGAACAUCUCUUUGGGAGAGGUUGGAAAAGGCUGCUCUAGAGAAUAAGUGGGAGAAAAGUUUCAUGAAUAAAUAAAAGUAGCAUAGGUUGGGGGAGGGGAUCUGCAGGAAGUCUAAAGGAUAUUAUGUGUUUAGUUGAAAAUCUCCUGUCUCUAAAUUUUAGAGCCUAAAUAAUAUUAACAAGCCUAUUUCAAUGGGCUGGAAACCUCAGGCAGGACAUCAAAACAGGAGGCAAUUAAGAUGAAGGGUGAAAGACCCCCAGGGGAAGGAGACAGAAAUUAAAAUAGAAGGAUAUGAAGCAAGAGCUCUCCAAAGACAUGACCAUGUGCUCUUGGUGGGACCGAAUACAGAUACCAAGCAAGUACAAAAGAGCAUACUUAUUCAAAGCAAGCCGAAUAUCUGGCUGUACAUUGCAUGUGAAGAACAUGGAAAUGGCCACAGUGGAGUAAAUUUAUUACCCAGCUAAGGAUUUGCCUCUCAAGAGUGGGCAGGCAAAGGUUAUGUGAAAAUUCAUAAGCAAGACAUCAGAGCAUCCAACCUCUAGUUCAAUGAUGGGGGAAGUGCAGCCCUCCUGAUACUGCUUGGACUACAAGCAUUAUCACCAGUGGCCAUCCUGGCUACAGCUGAUGGGAGUUACCACCUUAAAACAUCCAGAGGGCCACGUGUUUCCUGUCCCUCUGCCAGUCAUUCUUGCGAUUAUCAAAGCUGGAAAGUGCUAGAUGACCUAUUCUCAGCUGAUGUGUAUUAUCUUUUCUGGAAAACUGUUGAUCCCAAUGCCCAUUCCAAAGCAAUGAAUUCCCUAGUUAGUGGAUUUUCACCUGAAGGGGAGUCCCACGUCCCAUAUGAACUUUCCUGCCAUGAAAUCAUAGAAGAUUUGGGGACCCUCUUCCAGAGCAGUAGUGGAGAACACAUGGCUCUCUGGAUUCUGGCCAAUGAUAAAUCCUAUUGCUCUUCGCCAUAGGCUGUGCCAGAAUAGGUGGACAGGAGCUGCAGUCCAACAUCAUCCAGAGACCCACACGUCUUUCACAAUUCCUCUAUGUCAUGUCCAGGUUCACUGGGCCCUGCUAUCACCUACAUUGAGUGAACACAUCCAAAGCUCUAGCAUGACUCCACACUGUUGGAAAAGUUUGCCAGUGGCAGACUACGUUGAUCUUUCAGAAAAAUAUUUGCCUUUCAUCACUGAUCUGCUUGUUCAUCAAUCUCUGAUAAGCCCACCCCCUCAAAAAAAAAUAAGAAAGAAAAAGUGGGGAAAUGCACAUAGGUUGGCAACUGCACAAUUUUGAAAAGCAUUUUCACCCAUUUGUCUACAUACAGUAGACUGGUUUGGACAAAUUCCAGUUAGUGAAUAUUCACAGCAAGAUCUGACCUGAUGAAAGAGAACAUGUGCAAAUCACACCCGGCAGUUUUUAAUCCCAACCCUUUUAUGCACAGAAUGGCAGGAAGGGCCCAAAU
Messenger RNA from Pogona vitticeps (central bearded dragon), 3693 nucleotides. The record is from RefSeq and is a predicted model, not a curated record. NCBI's taxonomy places the organism in Eukaryota, Metazoa, Chordata, Lepidosauria, Squamata, Agamidae.